Hydractinia symbiolongicarpus is the source of this 767-nucleotide messenger RNA. RefSeq names its product histone H2A, sperm-like. The transcript is spliced from 3 exons. The record is from RefSeq and is a predicted model, not a curated record. Gene Ontology annotation, molecular function: DNA binding; protein heterodimerization activity; structural constituent of chromatin. Bases 141 to 554 code for a protein of 137 amino acids. NCBI's taxonomy places the organism in Eukaryota, Metazoa, Cnidaria, Hydrozoa, Anthoathecata, Hydractiniidae. Gene Ontology annotation, cellular component: nucleosome.
UUGUAUUGCUGAUGAUUAGUUAUGAUCAUGGGAAUCAUUAAAGGGGUAGAAACAAAAUACAAUGUUUGCAAAGAAUCACUCUGGCUAAUCUCUGCAGCCGGGUCAAGUACAACGUGAUAUUUUUACACGAGUGCUUGAACAUGUCUGGAAAAGGGAAAGGCAAGGGUCAUCUAAUCCAUCACAAGAACCGCAGAACACGCUCUCAAAUGGCCGGCGUUCAAUUUCCUGUUGGAAGAUUACAUCGAAUGUUGAAGAAAGGUCAUUAUGCAGACCGCAUUGGAAGCGGAGCUCCUGUUUACUUAGCUGCCGUGCUGGAAUAUCUAACUGCGGAAAUACUAGAACUUGCUGGUAACGCUGCUCGAGAUAACAAGCGAAUCAGAAUUGUGCCGAGACAUUUAUCACUCGCAAUACGUAACGAUGAAGAACUAAAUGAUCUUUUAAAAGGUGUGACCAUAGCCGAAGGCGGUGUGCUGCCAAACAUUCAAUCUGCUUUGCUACCAAAGAAAUCCAUGAAAUCAUCUUCGAAAGAUGGAAGUCAAAGCCAAGCCUACUAGCUUUUUUUAUUUAUUUGGUAUGUACAUAGUGUGUAGAUGAAUCUUGAAUUUUAGUGAAUGUUACACAAAUCUUUCUGUUUAUAAUACUUCAGUCGCUACUUUUUUCCAAAUAAUUAUUUACACAAAUCUUUCUGUUCAUGAUACUUCAGUCGCUACUUUUUCCUAAAUAUGUAUUCCACUUGUAAAAAAUACGUGUAACAGUAAAAAUAAAAA